Molecule: messenger RNA, 3625 nt
Organism: Pelobates cultripes (western spadefoot toad)
Lineage: Eukaryota; Metazoa; Chordata; Amphibia; Anura; Pelobatidae
Source: the annotation of a GenBank genome assembly
GUGCACUUCCGGUCUUCAGCUGCCAGGCUCCGGAUGUUGUUAUUACAGUGCGUGACAGGUCGGCAGGCGGCUGCUUGGAGUGACAGUACGCAGAAAUGAAGAAAUUAUUCCAGGGUUUAAAGAGUGACAUUAAAUUCAAGGCCGCGGGGCCAGGGCAUAAACUGACCGAGGAGAGCAAGGCAGAAGCCCCAAAGGCUAGCAAUGUACCUCCAAAACCAAGGAGUCCUCCCACUGGGGAGGCUCAGCUAGCAGCAGCCUCAGCAGCCAUGGCCAGGAUAGAGUCACAGGGCAGGGCCAAGGCACCAGCCAAGGACCCCAUCAGGGCUCAGGUGAGGAAAGAGCUGGAGGCAGCUCAGGUGAGUGAGGGGGCAGAAUGCAUCAAAAGCAACACUGAGAAAAAAAGUAAAACUGCAUCUGACAUUUGUAACAUCCUGUUUAAAUGCCCACUGACUGGUGACCUGUUGAAGAAAGAUGAGAGAGAGAAGCACAUCACAGAGCUCAUCCAAGCGUUGUCUGUCAGUGAUCCAGCAUCUGCCUCCAUCAUGAAGAUUCACACGUUUAACAAAGAUAGAGAAAAGGUCAAGGUGGGAGUAGAAAUAAUGACCAAGUACCUUGAUAACAUCGUUGGUCACCCUGAGGAAGAGAAGUAUCGCUCCAUCAGAAUGUCUAACAAAGUGUUCCAGGAGAAGAUAAGUCACUUGGAAGGAGCUCAUGAAUUCUUUGAAGCUGUUGGGUUUGAGAGGAAGACUCAGCCUUUGCCUGGACAAGAGACCCAAGACGAAUUCUUCAUUUUGAGCAGUGAGGCGCUGGAAAAGCUGGAUUUGCUUCAAACUUACAGAGAUUCUCUAAGCAGCGGAGAGCCACUAAGGGCCACUUUGGAACGCCAACCACGGGUCUUCACACCGUCAAUCCAGGCUGCACACUUUGAUCUCCCUGAUGACUUCUACAACCUGACAGCUGAUGAGAUUAAACGGGAGCAGAAAUUAAGGACUGAGGCUCUUGAGCGAAAUGCAAUGUUAAGAACCAAAGCGAUGCGAGAGAAGGAUGAGCAACGUGAAAUGAAGAAAUACAAUUACACCGUGCUAAGAAUUAAAUUUCCAGAUGGCUACAUUUUGCAAGGCAUGUUUUAUGCUCGGGAACGUGUUUCUACACUAUUUGACUUUGUCCGGCAGCACCUUCAGAACGAUUGGCUGCCAUUUGAGCUGAUAGCCCCUGGAGGCCAGAAGUUGGAAACCGAGGAGGCUGCAUUCAAUGAGAGCGGUUUGGUUCCAUCUGCCCUGUUAAUCUUCCGCUGGGAUGUAGCUGUCAUGACUGAUGUUAAGGCAGCUGUAGGACAUGGGCCAGAGAGUGCGCUGAAGCCAGAGCUGCUGUCAACUGCCGAGAACCUUGUUUAGAAGUGAACGUUACUUACCCUAAAAGAAUGCACUACUCUCCUCCACCAUAUAGAAAAGUCAUCUGCACGUAGUGUUACACAAUACAUUCUCAAUCAUGUAUUUUUUUCUUGGACCAGUAAAAAAGUACCAAAGGCUUUAUUUAUUAAGAACAUCUGAACAGAACGUGUGUCAAAUGUAAACACAUGGUUAUUCACUAAACUGUGAAAUCACCUGGAAAUCGUAAAGUUUAGGCAAAAAUUGCUGAACUGGAAACAUUCUCUAAGUCAGCUAUAUUUCCAGCACAGUCAUUUUGGCCUUAAAGUAACAUACCAGCUCCCGUAACAACAUUAUGCCAUUAAAUUCCUGUUUGGUGUCUUAAAGUUCUGGGCAUCAUGUUUUCUUAUGUGGUUAUAUUAUUUUUGGAUAGUUUAACUUAACCCAUAGGUUGUCCUCCAAGCGUGUUUGCUCCGUUUUGUACUUUCCAGCACUAGUAAAGAAGAUUUUUAUUAUUAUUUUUUUAGCAUAGAUCGGAAACUUGUCACUGGCUCCUGCAGAAAAAUAUUCAUUUCUGGUGCCAGUUGAGGACCCAAAGGGUCAAAGCAGACAGGCACAGGGAGGUUAAACUGUUACACUUCAACCUCAUAAGGUAAGAUGGCAUCCAGGACCUCAAGAGCCCAUAACAUACAUUUUAGGCUGGAGUGCUUUUUUAAAUCUUCAAUUUCCUAGUGACUUACUGCCAAUUCACGGUUUUGUGAAUACCCCCUGACAGUCUGGUUUCAGGUACCACUAGUGACAUAUUUGACAUUUCAUCCUAUGCAAAAAAAAAUUGUUUUUUGUUUUGUUUUUUUCAAACUUAUCAAGACCAGUGAUGUUACAUUUAAUUCAAAUAUCACAAGAUUUUCUCGGUCCUGAAGGGAUUAGCUUUUGGAAUGGGCAACAUAAACCUGCAUUCGAAUAUUGGGUUUAGAAACUGUUGGAAAAACAUCUGUGAAGAAAACUAAAAAAAGAGGAAUGAUUAAUCUGGUUCUUUUCUGCAAACAGUGUUACAUUGAAAGGAACACUAUAGUAUUCCUGACAGUAUAGUGUUAAACUAGUUAGGUGACUGGUCCUCCUGCGAUCGCAUGGGAAAGGUAUGUUUACCUUUUAUUUUAUUUUUUACGCUGUGCAGGUCUUGCCGCGACUGACUCCUCACUGGCUGAGUUAUCAAUUUUGAUCUCCGCCAAUCCAAUGCUUUCCUGUAGGAAAGCAUUGGGAGGCUAUUGCGUAUGCUCUUCAAAACACACACUGCACCAAUCAUAAUCUCCUCAUAGAGAUGCAUUGAAUCAAGGCAUCUCUAUGGUGAGUGUUCAAUGCCUCCAUGCUUGGCUUGAAGACUCUGAACGGCAGCACUGGACUAUGAAGCAGGCCAAGUGGCCGUCUGAGUGACUGCACCUAGAGGUGUUAAUAGACACGUUUCUCUGAAAAGGCAGUGUUUUACAUUGGAAUGCCUCCAGGGACAUAAUACAGACACCAGAACUACUACAUUGAGCUGCAGUGACUCUGGUAAAUAUAUAGUGUCCCUUAAAUGUUUAAAAAAAUAAAUGGAGCUCUGACUGCUGUACAUUCUUCAUGUAGUACACGUGUAUUUGCAAUUGUGUUAUAGACUUAUGACUGUAUUCAAGCAGCCUAUAUGUUGGUAUGUAUGGCAUCUUUGGAAAAGCUAUCUGUACCACUCCAGACAAAUUAUAAGGUGGAAACAGAACACUAAAACUCGGGGUUAUACACUAAGAUGAGCUCUCGGAAUUUAUUAGGCUACAUGUUUAGUAUCCCAGUGAAUUCGCAAAACAGCUCACCGACUCAGUGUGUUGAUGCUCAUGGGAUAAUAUACACUUGUUUUUUUGUUUUUUCCUUCAUUUUAUUGAGAAUUUUAAUUAAUGUCACUUUUAACAAAGUUGUAAUGUGGAAAGGUGCUUUAUGUAGUGAAAGCAGAAACAUGUUAGGAUGUCAGAUUUAAGUAUUUUAGGUGAAAGGGUUGAAAAAAUGUGGAACCAAAACGAGUUUUUCUCAAGAUAUUUUAUUUACUGUGCACAAAAGUAAUGGUUAUAUAACAGAAAUAAAUAUUUAUUUUAUAUCUUUAGCCAUGUCACAUUUUGCUUAAACUGGGUGUUCUACUGAAGUCUAAAUUACUAAACCAAGUUUUAAUAUUUUAUGUACAGGAAUAAUUUAUUUGAUAUAUUACAAAAACAAAUAAAAUGUGCUUAUUCAUAACGCCA